This is a messenger RNA of Guillardia theta CCMP2712, 1347 nucleotides long. RefSeq lists its product as hypothetical. Bases 1 to 1347 code for a protein of 448 amino acids. Gene Ontology annotation, molecular function: protein kinase activity; ATP binding. The record is from RefSeq and is a predicted model, not a curated record. The transcript is spliced from 17 exons. Gene Ontology annotation, biological process: protein phosphorylation. Lineage: Eukaryota; Cryptophyceae; Pyrenomonadales; Geminigeraceae.
AUGCGUGGCGUUGCUCACAAGGCGUCGCCUCUGACCAUGGCAGCGCGUCGACGUUUAGCUGCCUGCCGUCGUUGGUGUCUUCUCCUCCUUGCCAUGGGUUGCGGGGCUUCGAAGGCGGAUGUAGGGAGGCGGCAUGCGCACCAUCCUGAAGCGGACACGCUUCCUGCAGAAGCUCAGAGGUUCGAUCCCACAACGCAGUGCUCCUACACCGAGGACGAGCUCCUUGCUUGCCACAAGGCAGGGUACACGGUACAGGGGAAGCUGGAGAGACGAGACAGCUUUUCGGAGGUGUAUGAGGGGUUUCAUGACACGACUGGCCGUGUGGUCGCUCUGCGCUGCGUUCCCUGCGUUCAGUACGACAAGAGCAAGAUCAUGAAUGACCUGCGCGAGCUUCUGGUCCUCAGGCAUCCAACUAUGCCUCUGAUCUGGGAUGUUUGGGAUACGGAGGAUUCAGUGUUCUACGCGCAGGACGUAGCCGGUGCCGAAAUCCUCGAAGUUGUUUCUCAGUGGGAGGAGUUCACGGAGAAAGACUCAGCCAUCCUCGUUCAGCAGAUCCUGGAGGGGAUCAACUACCUACACGUGCAUGGGAUAGUACAUCAGGACUUGCGGCCUCGGAACAUUCGAUGCGACGGGAAGAAAGUUUUCAUCACGGAGACUGGAAUGCAAACCAUCAAGGAUGGCCGCCUAUCCUAUCGCUACCUGGUUAAGACGAAGAUUCCCCCGAUACACGUUCCUCCUGAAGUAGUCCUUGCCCUUGGUAUGCCUCGAUGGGAUUGUGACGCGAUUGCGCAGGUAGCAAAAGACGUCCUGGUGGAUCGCAGCCAAGACUCCAAAUCCUUCACGAGCAAGGGUGACAUAUGGAGUGUGGGAGUUAUUCUCUAUACUCUGCUGUGUGGAAAUCCACCGAUGUGGUCAGAAAACUCUGUCGUGCUCCUACAGAGGAUCUCGAAGGCUGAGUACGAUCUCACCAACAACCUCUGGAGCAAGAUCUCAUCCAAGUCCAAGACGUUUCUGCAGCAGAUGUUAACGGAGGACCCGGAGAAGAGGCCUUCAGCUGUUGAUUGCAUCUCUCACAACUGGAUUCAGUGCCGCGAUGACCUACCCACCGUUCCGCUCCACAUCAGCCUGACCCUCACUGACUUCAUUGCUCAGCAGAAGGGACGUCGGGCCAUGGCGAAGAUUGCUGCUGUAAACAAGCUUUUCUCAGCCAACAAGGUGCCGGUUAACGCAACCAAGAUAGAAGGUGAAGUGUGUGUGGUUGCUACAUGUCAUGCCGUAAAAACGUCCGCAGAAGUCGACGACGACGUUCAAGAGUUUGUGAACGGGGACGACGUUGCUGCUCAAUGA